Messenger RNA from Antrostomus carolinensis (chuck-will's-widow), 1917 nucleotides. It is a transcript of the gene CUNH18orf63, whose product is annotated as chromosome unknown C18orf63 homolog. The transcript has 10 exons. Lineage: Eukaryota; Metazoa; Chordata; Aves; Caprimulgiformes; Caprimulgidae. Bases 1 to 1917 code for a protein of 638 amino acids. The record is from RefSeq and is a predicted model, not a curated record.
AUGAAUGACACCAGGCACCAGUCUCUAUUCUUUGCCCGUCUGCCAGAGCUAGAAAAACUCUGCGCUGCUACAAUAACACUGAGUUCUCAGGUACCAGAAACUGAGACAAGGAGUACACAGAUAAAGAUUUGCAGACAGUUAUUAUUCCUGCAUCAAGAAAUCCUUUCUGCACCUGUUAUUGGAACACUAAAUCAAAUUUCAGUUGUAAUGGCGAUACCAUUUUACAAAUCAGGAAUAUGUCAAGCCUACAUAGAGAAACAAGGAGCUACUCUGGAAGCACUGCCAACAGUUAGUCCAACCAUUCUCCAAACCUGUCUCUCCUACACACUUACAGCCAGACUUGCACCCCGAUGGAACAAGGCUGGUCAUCUCUUGGUGCAAGUUAUAGACCUCAAUGUAUCAGAGAGACAGCUUUGCAUCAGUGUGGAGGCUUGCUCAAUUCGCUUGCCACCCCCUGAGCUGGGAGAUUUUGAUAUUUCAGCAAACACCUUAAAGCUCUUUGACAGCAAUGAAAAUACAGUUAUUCACCAACAUUCCAUAUUAAGUAACUGGUGCUAUGUUUUGCCAAGCAUGAAAAUGGGUCAAAUUAUAAACAUCAGCCACAUAAUUCCUCCAGAAUCUCCUUUCCGUUCAUAUAAAGAAUUUCAGAUGCACUGGAAGAAUCUGGAAAUAAAAUCUAAGCACAUGGAACUGACCGGUGAGAUGGUUUGUGUAGUAUCUCUAACGCAGGCUCCUCCAAGGAAACAGACUUUGCCUAGAAUUUCUUCAACAUGCAGUAUGGAAAACAGCCACUGGAUGGAGCGUUUGAUCAAAGAGACAGAAACACAGACUUUUUCUCGUAGCAGUAAAGGUACAGAAAAGGUUAGCAUGGAAAUAACAGAGAAAUCAAUGAAUAAUAGGCAAAUACCAGGAAUACCAGAGUUACCAGUUGUGAAAUCUUCGGGAACUCCUGUAAGUUCAGCCUUUGAACUCCCCUCCCCAAAAAUCAGUAAAAUUAUACCAAUUUUCAAAGGAAGGUUGAUGCAAAUAAAUGGAAAGACCACAAAUCAAAUGGAUGGGAAGAAAAGAGAAAAUGCUGAAAGACAUUCACCAAAAAAAAUUAUGGGUGUUCCUUCUUCUAUGCUGACUGCAUGCAAGUCCAGCAUAACUCAUGUUUACAAACCCGUUGAAGAUAUGUCAGUCAAAAAUCCUCCUCAUAGCAGUGUACAUCAGGUAAUGAACAUGAGAACACACACAAAACAUGAUGUACCUGUAUUUCGAUGGAAAACAGCGUCUAGUGGACAAAUGACUAAUACUGAUUUCUCAGAUAACUCAACUUCAGGUGGGAAUUCAAGUGAAAUCAGUCACAAAAAGACAAAUUUUCUUUCCUUUCCUAAGAAUGUUGGGUCGGUGCUUCAGAAAUCAAACGACAGUCUGAGUCUGAGCAGAUAUGCGUCUCCUGCUUCCAGUGCAAGAAGGGGAAAAAAGUUUGCAAGUCAAAAUACCACGCAAGUUCUUGAGAAAAACCACCAGUUAAAGACAGUACCUUUCCAGAUUUUUAAAUCAGACAACAAAACGACAAAUUUUGGUUUAUCACAGCAACAAACAAAGAGAUCAAAUGAAGGAGUGGGGUUAAAUAUUCGUGAAUCUGUCUUAAAUAAUACAAUGUGCACCACCAAAAAUGAAGAAAAUAAAGCAGCAUGCCAUUCUAAGGACUAUAUUGAGAAGACAAGCAGUCAUCAUUCCAAAUCUAACUCUGAACAGAUGAUUACAGGGAAUGAGUAUCUGACAUGUGAAACACUGACCUCGAACCUGACUUCCUCAGUCAAGGAGAGCAACAUGGAAGCACCUGUAAAGAAAGGUUGUGCCAGAAGAAGGCAGAAAGAAGAAGGUUAUUCAAAGUUGAAGAAAGUCAAAAGAAGUAAGCCUUCUACUUAG